Messenger RNA from Capsicum annuum, 2527 nucleotides. RefSeq lists its product as uncharacterized. The record is from RefSeq and is a predicted model, not a curated record. NCBI's taxonomy places the organism in Eukaryota, Viridiplantae, Streptophyta, Magnoliopsida, Solanales, Solanaceae. Bases 1523 to 1912 code for a protein of 129 amino acids. The transcript has 6 exons.
CUGUGUUCCCAUUGCUGAGGAAGAAAUAGAAAGAAAAUAGAAGUUGCAGAUGCAUUGGCUGUUAAGAUGAAGGGGAAGGGGAAACAGGGAGGGGAUUACAAGGUGGGGAAUCGAAACCUCACCAUCAAGGUGAAAGUUCAGGCUCAGAUCCUCUGGAUAGCAGACAUCCACAUUAGGCAUUAGGCCCUGUUGCCGCUUUCUGCUGAGCUCCAUCUCUUUCUGGAGCCAGUCUAGUAUUUUGAUUAUCUGAACAGGACUCUGGUUGGGUAUGUCGGGCCCUAAGCAACUAGUCACUUGUAGUAUAGUGUAUCAAAUUGACUAGAGGCUUCAUAGACAUCAUGCAAUUUUGUAUUGUACAGUUUUUGAUAACGUAACUUCCUCAUGCAUAUACACAACUCUUAUUGGAUAUCCUGCUCAUCAUUAUCCCUUAAUCUUGCGUACGUCAUAGAGUGCAUGUAAGAUAGGUGUAUACGGUUCUUGUCCGUCAUUAUCUUUUUGGGGCGUGACAAAUGUGGUUCCGGAUUCACGAAAGUGAUGCAAAGCACAUUUAUAACCAACAGCAAAUGCAUAGAACCAUAGCGGAAGCUGCUCAUGGUUCAAUGAAAGAUCCCGCAGCUAGCUGGCUACUUGAAAGACAGAUGCUUCUGAAGCAAAGAUUCCUAAAAAGGCCAGACGACCAAAAGAGAGCAAACACAAUAAGCAAGCCAAGAUUCAAAGAGUGGGCAAAAUUGGCGCGGAAAGUUUAAAUAUGCAGGUCAUUGCAAAUCAGAUGAUUGUGCAAAUCUGCAAGAGAUGGAUGUGAUAAGGAAGGAGAUACACAGCUCACAUCAUGGAAAGACAAUUUGGGGUUGAACCAAAUCAAUUUUGAUGAGUCUGCCAUGCCAGUGCCAGUUUGCUCUUGUACUGGGACUCCACAGCGAUGCUAUAAAUGGGGUCAUGGUGGGUGGCAGUCAGUCAGCCUGCUGCACGACUACUAUAUCUGUGUAUCCAUUACCUCAAAUAUCAAACAAACGCUAUUCCCGGGUGGGUGGCCGAAAGAUGAGUGGUGGUGCCUUGAGUAAAUUGCUUAAUCGUCUUGCUGCUUCAAGGUUAUGACCUGUCUAUUCCACUUGACCUGAAGGAUCAUUGGGCUAAACAUGGCACAAACCGCUACAGCACAUUGAAAUAGCUUCCGUGUGCGCGUUGAAUUGGGACCUCACAAUAUGGAGAAGGCAUUGUCGGGAAAAGUGUGUUAUGGAUGAAAGGAAGUGUACUUUAAUACUGUGCAGGAGAAAUACCCCUAAUAGCUAUUCCUUUCACAUUUUUUGAGCUGUGUCCAUCUCAGAGUUCCAAUUCAUCUUAUCAGAAUGGCCUCAUAUCAUGUACUGUACUUUUGCUUUCAUCAAAAUAUGUUGUAAUGAAUAUGUUGAUUUGGGUGACAAAUAGCUUUGUUGCCUAGACAGCGAAAACAGCAAUUUCUGUAUAUCACUUGUUUCCUCACAUUACCAUAACAAACCUCAGUUAUUGCUUCUACAGAAAAUCAAUGUAUGAACAAGUCGCGAGGGAGGAGCAAUAUAUAUAUAUACAAAAUAGAUGUAGUAACUUGUCGUUCAGCUUUAGCAAUUGUUGCUGUAUGUAUGACUCGGAAAAUAAGAAAUCUGUCCAUAUGGCAUGCCUCAUUGCCUCUUAUUACCUCUCUGUUUUGUGCUUCCGAGGAAAAGACAGCUCACAAGUAUUUCUUCAGAGUCCAAUCAAUGAGAUCACCACAGUUUCUGAGCGUGUAGAAGGCGUUGAUCCUAUAUUGGAGAAGCUAAAAAAAAAUCUCUCAAAAUUGCUUCCUCCAAUUCGGAAAUCGCCGCCGGCUGAGAGUAGCUUGACGCAUAUUCUAACAUCCUCCACUUCCAAUAAAGGAAGGUUGAACUUGGGGUGUUAAAAGGGAGGUUGACGGAAGUAAUCAGUAACUGUGAUGCACAUUGUGCAAGAGAAUUGAUGCAGAGGGAACAGAAUCACUUCGAUCAUCUAUCAAAUCAUUUACAGCAGCAUCCUCUGAUUCAGUAAGCAAUAGUAGCGGCAGUAUACAAACUCUCCAGGCUGAAACAGAUGAGAAGCAAUAGCGCAGAGGCUGGGUUGAAGCUUAUAAAAGUACCUGUGUCCCCAGUGUUACAUAACUUAGUUUGAGCAUCAUGACCUAUAGUUGUGUCCAACUGACCGAUAGUUCAAGAGCAUACAGGAAGCAUAGUCAGAAAAUUAAUUGCAUCGGAAGCACGUGGCUGGCUACUCAUUCAUUGGCACUUGAAAUUUUAGAUUUAUCAAUUUGUUUCUUUAUUUAAUUUUAUUUUUACGAGAUUGUGUGGAUUUGAGAAUGGACAUUGUGUUUCUUUUCCUGAUGGAAAAGGGGUUAAAGACAGAGACAUGUAUUUAUGCUGUUUGGUUUCUCGAUCCAGAACUGGUGACCCAUGUUGUAUAGCUCCUCCAUGAUUGAAACAUCACUCACUAAUUAUCAAAGGUGACUGAAGUACUAGUCUGCUACAUAAGUUGUUUUCAAAAA